Molecule: messenger RNA, 348 nt
Organism: Cloeon dipterum
Lineage: Eukaryota; Metazoa; Arthropoda; Insecta; Ephemeroptera; Baetidae
Product: histone H4
Exons: 1
Coding region: 17-328 (103 amino acids)
Biological process (GO): nucleosome assembly
Cellular component (GO): nucleosome
Molecular function (GO): DNA binding; protein heterodimerization activity; structural constituent of chromatin
Source: RefSeq, a predicted model, not a curated record
CUGAAACAGAAGCACCAUGACUGGACGUGGAAAGGGAGGCAAGGGACUCGGCAAGGGAGGCGCCAAGCGUCAUCGCAAGGUGCUGCGUGACAACAUCCAGGGCAUCACGAAGCCGGCCAUCCGCCGUCUGGCCCGUCGCGGCGGAGUCAAGCGCAUCUCCGGCCUCAUCUACGAGGAGACCCGCGGUGUGUUGAAGGUGUUCCUUGAGAACGUGAUCCGCGACGCCGUCACCUACACCGAGCACGCCAAGAGGAAGACCGUCACCGCCAUGGACGUUGUCUACGCCCUCAAGCGCCAGGGCCGCACCCUCUACGGCUUCGGCGGCUAAGCUGUUUUGCCUUCACCCUA